Molecule: messenger RNA, 3249 nt
Organism: Trichobilharzia szidati
Lineage: Eukaryota; Metazoa; Platyhelminthes; Trematoda; Strigeidida; Schistosomatidae
Source: the annotation of a GenBank genome assembly
AUGCUUAGGAGACACGUAAGUAUCAGUGCAUGCGCUAAACGGGGAACACCCGUCUCUAAAACCGAAGUUCAUAUCGAGACCGUUCCGAAAAGACAAGAAGCCAACACCCGAAAUAGACAGGUACACACGAGCUCGUCACACAGAUAUUGGCUAUUGAACACGCGACACUUGAAACGACCAUCAUUUAACACCUCUUCUAAGUUUUCGAGUUCAAAAAUUGGAAUGCAGUCGAAUAUUGCAUUUUCUGAGGAGACCAAAAUUGUUUUGUCUUCCAUCAAUUCAGCAUCUGUAUCAACUCCAGAUGAAGAUCAAACACUACAUAAUUCUGAUGACGAAUUUGAACGUAUGCUGCCGUCUGUUAUAAAUAAAGAGACUUUGAGUAUUCUGGAAGCGAAAUUGGGACUAGGUGGUGGGGGUGAUUGGUGGAUAGACCCCUCUCGUGAUCCCAUCGAAAUAGACUCAGAGGGCAAUAGAGACGAAGGUGCUAUUUUAGACGUUGAAGCGAGUUGCAGAAACUGGUAUCGUACUCCAUUUGACCGGGACCCGGAAUUCUGUAAUGAUUCCUACCAUCUUCUGAAUCGAUUAAAUGAAUUGGCCAAAAUAAAGGGAUUAAUUGAAGAAGCAUCAUUGAGAAAACAAUCUGUCAAUCAGGUAGACGUAAACAACACAGACCGUCAGAUAUAUCACUCAACAUUGUCUGUGAAUGGCUCAAUGGAUUUCAGCAACAUGAUUUCACCGCACGCAAAUCACGAUAUACAAAAUAUUGACCCUCUAGCAGAUCUUCGCCGUAGUUUAAAUGGUCCGUUUCGAGACCUACAGUCCGAUGUUUAUGGCACAUAUGCUUUACGUAAAUCAAAAAACAACCAAAAAGUGCCCCUCGGUGAAGUAUUUGAUGUCAGAACACAUGAAUCUGACUACACAAGAUAUCCUGAUAAGCCUCAACCACCUUUUUCUCAAGCUAUGCAUUCAGGGCUACCUCAGUUACACAAGUCCCAUCAGCCACCAUCUCCUCAUUCAAUCCCAGUGACAAAUAUUUCACCUAUUUUUGGCCGGAGAAAGGUGUCUACGAAGAGCAACCAACUGCCUGCAUUUACUUCAGGCAGUACAAGUGUUCCAGAUCCAAAGGUUUGUGGUCAAAAGCGUUCCGUGCUUUCACGGACAUACUCGAAGGAACAAAUGGAUUUCUUAAAGGAAGUGAGUGAAUACCAAGUCAAUGAUUCAUUGCUCAAAGUUCCUUCUCUUCUGGCGAGAUCACAUGCACUGACAGCUUCACUACCCAUAUCAGAUAAUGAAGGUGAUAUAGAUGUAACUAAAAGCUUGGACAUUCCGUCGACAGUGAAUCCAUUGUCUCAGUCCCUUUCUGCAAGUGAACUUACGAUGAAGAGUCGUAAGCUAUCGGAGAAAGUCAAUACUUCUUAUUCCAGUAUGAGAAGUUCUGAUGUCUUUGAAUUGGCCCGCCUACAAGAAACUCAUUUGCGGGAACAUAGUGGCAGUCGAGGCAAGCUUGACUGUUCAAACUCUUCUCUCACUGGAUCAAGCAUAGGUGAGAAAAAUCAGAAAAAGGGAGAUGGUGCUGAUAGUACGGGACGAAAAUCUACCAGUGGCCUCAGUUCCUGUGACGUUAGUGCUACGCACAGUCGUGAGGAAAUUGUUGCUGAAGACCAGAACGGUAAACCUGAACGUCAGCAUACGAUCACCGCGAAUGAGUGCUGUUUUAAUCCAUUGCAAGGUUCAAUAGGUUGUGAACCCAAGGUGAAUCUCAGCUCAAGUGUAGACGCAUGUGUCAAUUUGAGCAGUGACGAAGUUACAACACCUUCGAAACCCCUAAACUCCACAUAUGAUGCUCCAGAUUUUAAAUGCGUUUAUGGCAGUGAUCCAGCAACCUCGCAAAUAGAUGGAGUAGAAGGUCACCGUCCGAUUAUAGGUGCAACGGAUAGUGCCAUAAGUAUCCCAAAUGAACAUGAUGCGCAAGUUAGCGGCUGUGCACGGCACACGUCUUAUAUAGACGAUGAUGCCAAACAGACAGGUGAAAUCAAACGGAAACUUGACGCGAGUUACGACUUAAAAGAUCGGGAUAUCCUUGUGGAAAAUGAAUCAGAUUCGGGUGUGCUGACAAGUCGUAUGGAAGUAUCAACGCUGAAUGCUGGUUUGAAGUCUAUGGAGUCGCCUCAAGUCCCUGAUCCGAGUAAUACAUCCUCAACAAACUCUCUGGUACCUCCUACCGUCAUCAAUAAUGCUGAGAGCCAUGAACCGCCUCAGUGCAAACAAUAUGAUGUGAAAUCUCAUACAAAGACACUGAUUCCUCUUCCCAGUGGGAAGUUAUCUCGUCUCCCAAUGCCCUCACAGAAAAUGCCUUCGAUGAGUGUCAGCAGUCGUCUUGGUCCCCGUAAAAGCGUCACAAGCGAAGCAGCUUCCAAUUCUGCACACUCUACGAACAAAACUCAAUUAUCUUCCCAAAAAAGUAGUAUACCUAGUAUUAGCGGCCCUAGGCUAAGUGGUAGUGGUACUAAAUCUAGCAGCGUAAAAGCAACACAGCCAUCUAAUUCGACGAAGUCUUUGUCGAAACCUUCGACGUCCUCCUCAAGUACACAGCAAAACAGAAAGUCGAUACCCCAUGCAACCAAUUCAUCACCUGCUACUACCAUCCGGAAACCGUCACUACCAUCAACCACUUCAUCUCGUGGAAGGACCCCUCCUAAGCCUUAACUUAGCUCACUUGAAUAUUUUCAACUUUUAUUUUAUAUACCCUGUCUUUCAAUGUGUGUUCAAAAAUUCUCAUGAUAGACACUAACUGAGGUUAGGUAACUUACUUUUUUCUGGCUUUAACUAUGUUAGAUCCCGGUAGUUCUGCUCAUAUAUAUGUUUACACUCAUGUUUAUUUUAAUUUGUGAUUUUCCAGAAUUUUAAAGGAGAAACAGUGACGUACACAUAUCUAUCAGGGAGGAUUUUUUAUCUUAUUUUUGAACUAAUACUUUUUUAAUUUCUUAAUUUUGAUAUUCGAAUUCAAUGUAAAUACAUCAAGAGUUCAGAUUAUUGUGUUAUGUUCAUAACACAGUUUAAACAUAUCUUGGUAUUCCUGUUAUUCUUGGUAAUGCCAUCACUGGUCUUUUUGUAUCACUUCACUUGCCUUGAGAGAAGAAAGAAUGAUUAACUAUUAUUACACCGCUUAUUUAGGGAGUCUGUUUUCUUAUUUCCUUCUAUUUUUAUCAACAUUUUAGUCAUUUUAUAACAUAAAGCAAAAUAUAACCC